AUGGUUUGCAAUCCCUGUUCAGCGAGAUUAAUAACCGCUGAACACAUGCUUAUGGAGUCGAAAAUGUUCGCGGCAAGAUAUGAUACAACAGAGCAGCUUCGCGAUGGGUACAAAGCAAUCAUUACGGGUUUGAAGAUCAUUGAGAAAAAUCCGGUAAUCAAUAGAAAGGGUAAGCCUUCAUUCAGUCGUCCUAUAUCUAAUAGAACUCGCUUUACAUUUACUUAUCGUGAUGCUUCUGGGGAGUAUUAUAUCACCAGCAAAAAUUUACCAAUCAAUCCACUCAAAUCUUUUACCGUAGAAGCUGGAUUCAAUUCGACUUAUGAGGCAACCAUUUUUACGAAUAAACCAGGAUCAUUAAAAUUAGGCAUUACUUCAGCGAGUUUCAACAUUACAUAUUUCGACUUGAUUCAUGCCAGUAUAACUGUUUAUCGACUCAAGUCGCUCAUCACACUGCAACAACUUGUUGGUUGGACUUAUUUUCUAGCUUGGACGUUAUCAUUUUAUCCACAAAUCAUUCUCAAUUGCAGAAGGAAAAGUGUCGAGGGGUUGAGCCUUGAUUUAAUUGUCUUGAAUGUGUUAGGCUUUCUCUGCUACAGCAUAUUUAACAUCGGUCUCUAUUGUAUUCCCAUGUUUCAGCAAGAAUACUUCAAAAUCUACCCUCUAGGUGUUAUUCCUGUUCAGCUCAAUGAUCUCUUCUUUAGUAUUCACGCUCUGAUCAUUACCUUGAUUGUUGUCAUCCAAUGCUUCUGUUACGGGCGAGGUUUGCAAGGCGUCUCAACGCUGUGCAGAAUAAUAGCCAGUUGUAUGCUAAUUUUUAUGGCUUUCUCCACACUGUUGGCUGCUCUUAAUUUCAUCACUUGGCUCUCAGCUCUCUACCUAUUCUCCUACGUCAAACUCCUUGUUACGCUGAUUAAAUACGUUCCUCAGGCCAUCUUGAAUUGUCGUCGACGUAGUUGUGUCGGUUGGAGCCUGGGAAAUGUUAUCUUCGAUUUCAUUGGUGGCAUCUUCAGUAUCGCCCAAAUGUUCAUUAUCGCCUACAACUGCGAUGAUUGGGGUAAUGUGUUUGGAUCUCCAACAAAACUCGGUUUGGGUAUUGUUUCGGUCGCUUUUGAUGUCUUCUUUUUCGUCCAACAUCACAUCUACAAACAGCAACCAAAUGUGCCAAUUCAACGUGACUCAGUAAGAGAGGGAGGACACGAAAUUGAAACGCCUCUUCUCGGUGGUGAAGAUUUUGAGAACGAUGCCUCAUAA
Molecule: messenger RNA, 1251 nt
Organism: Rodentolepis nana
Lineage: Eukaryota; Metazoa; Platyhelminthes; Cestoda; Cyclophyllidea; Hymenolepididae
Source: the annotation of a GenBank genome assembly